UUCUUUCAUAAAAGUCAUAAAAUGUUUGUUCCUCUAAAGUUGUUAAGAGUUUUGGCUUUUGAUACUUCUAUUUUCCUUCAAAGAUUGCCAUUGCAUUUAGGAGAUUUAGUUUUCCUCAGAUACCUAUCCAUAACACAAUGGUUUCAGGAAUUGGAUGAUGUAAUGUCCAAUAAUCCAAAUUUACAAACACUUGUUGUUUCCGGUAAUGGAGCACCAACUAUCCAUUUACCAUCCAAUAUUUGGACGCCACCACACUUAAGGCAUCUUAAAAUUGGAAAUUUGUAUAUGGUAUAUCCUCCCCACGAGGAUAAAAAGAAUUUACAAACAUUAUCUUGGGUGGUGAGACCAAUUCAUUGCAGAAAAGAGGUGUACAACAAGUUCCCUGACAUAAAAGAGCUGAAAAUUUUCCUGAAGGAUGACAUAGAGCCCAGUCACAUUGGAGGAUGUUGUAGGAAUCCUAUAAUUUUGGAUCAUUUUGACUAUUUGAAAGGGCUUGAGAAGCUUAGCAUUUCGGUUUCUAUUCGUUGCAGUGCAGCCCUUCCAGAACAGUGUAUGUACCCUUCAGGAUUGAAGAAGUUGAAGUUGAGUGGGACUAAUAUUUCUGAGAGGGAUUUAAAUGUAAUUGGCAUGUUACCCAGGCUUAUGGUGCUCAAGUUGGAAAAUGCCUUCCAUGGAACAGUAUGGAACACAGUAGCUAAUGGAGGGUUUCCUUUAUUAAUAUUCUUGCUCCUUGAAGCUAAAGAACUCGAGCAAUGGGUAGUUAGCUUUCAUCACUUUCCGAUGCUCAGGCACUUAGUCUUAAGAUCCUGUAAUUGUUUAGAACAGGUGCCAAAGCGUUUUUCAUGGCUGAAGUCAAUUGAGUUGGAGGGGUGUCGCUCUUCCCUUGUGGCUUCUGCCAAGCAGUUACAACAGAUGAGAAGAUCCAUGCAUUUUAAGGAUGAUCUUGAGAUCAAAAUCAUUGGCCCUAAAUAUGAUGACUCACAGAAUACACAUACACAAGUGUCUAUGUAAGAUGACUUAGCCAACCUCAUAGUAAAAUAA
This is a messenger RNA of Ipomoea nil (Japanese morning glory), 1041 nucleotides long. Its product is annotated as putative late blight resistance protein homolog R1B-13. The transcript has 2 exons. The record is from RefSeq and is a predicted model, not a curated record. NCBI's taxonomy places the organism in Eukaryota, Viridiplantae, Streptophyta, Magnoliopsida, Solanales, Convolvulaceae. Bases 22 to 1011 code for a protein of 329 amino acids. Gene Ontology annotation, biological process: protein folding. Gene Ontology annotation, molecular function: alpha-tubulin binding.